Molecule: messenger RNA, 2287 nt
Organism: Ictidomys tridecemlineatus (thirteen-lined ground squirrel)
Lineage: Eukaryota; Metazoa; Chordata; Mammalia; Rodentia; Sciuridae
Source: RefSeq, a predicted model, not a curated record
UCUUUCCUCUCUGCUCUCGCUCUUUGCCAUGGUCCAUUAGAAAAAGCUGUGUGUUGCCUCUCCUGAAGGCAUGCGUGUAGGGAGCACUUCAGGAACCAGAUUAUAGCUGAGAACACAUGUGACCCCUGGGCUCUUUCUCCUCAUUUCACUCCUUUGGUUUUCUAUGUGAAACCCAUGUGUUGAGUUUUGUGAAAGGUGUGUGUCUGGGCCCGAAGCAGGGGCACAGUGACAUCCCCACUCCUCAAACCCUACCCUUUUGUGAGGUCACCAUUUUCAGUGCUGCCUCCUCAUCCCUUCCACUUUGGACCUAAACCUCUGCUCAGAGAACAGAGCCACACUCCCCACUCCACACCUACAUAUACCUCCUGCAUGCCCACAAGACCAGGACCUUGAGAGGCCAGGUGAAUGCCAGAGUUGGGGUGGCUGGGCCAGACCCCCCUUGUGCUGCCCAGCUCCUGAUUCCAAUGUCUUCCAAGUGCUCCAAAUGCUUGAACAGGUCCCUUGUCUGGGACUACUACCCUUUGUGUUCAUUCCCUAAGGACACCCCCAUCUCAAAAGGACAAAUCCAGCCUGUCUGGGUCCCCUCUUCUCUUCUGCUGAGUCAUCAGAAUUUUGCUCAUUCACAUGCAAAUGUGGCUUCUGAGCAAGUUCUCCUGCUCAAUUGUCAUGUUUGUCUUGGAGCCCAGAGGGAGCUGGACUGGACAAAUGGGAUUCCUGCUCAGGCUGGCCUAGUGUGUUUCUGGAUGUAAAGGGCCCCUGGAGCUCUGGAAGGGAAUCAGCUCAGAGAGGAGCCCCUUGAGUGUAGGCUGUGCCAUGAGCACAAGGUAGUCAGAGCAGCAAGCUGGCCAAGGAGCAAUUAGGCUGGGCAGGCUGGGCAAGGACAGUCAGUGAUCUCAGUGGUAGAGCUCUUAGCUAGCAGGUAGGAACUCUGGGUUCCAUCCUUAGUACCAUAAACCUUCCAAACAAAACAAACAAAAUAAAGGAGACAGACAAUGGAGGAAUUUCUCAUAUGCUGAAGUACUUGCUAGGAUUUUCUGGAACGAUUCCACAACUGUUUCUGAACUGUAGCUCCAGAGAUGGCUUCUAUGGCUCUGGGCUGUGCCAGGGCACUGGGGUCCUGGAAAGCUCUGUAGGUGAGCAGCAGGUGCAGCCUGAGCUGUGAACCACUGCACUGGGGAUAGAUCUGCCUUCUAAUCCAGCUGCCACUUACUAGCUUAGUAAGCUUGGGCAAAUACAGGACCUCCUGAAGCCUCAGUAUCUCAGAGCAACCAUCCAGCAAAUGCUGUUUUGUGAUGGGACUCAGAGAAGCACAUCAGGCGCUGGUCCCUGACUCGGUAGCAUGGAGCUGGUCCAGGAUAUCUACCGCCAGCCGCUGGUCAAUGUGAAGGGGGUCCCACUGCUCAAGUACAUUGGAGAGAUGGUGGAGCCAAUUCAGAGCUUCCAGGCCUGGCCCGAUGACCUGCUCAUCAGCACCUAUCCCAAGUCUGGUAGCACAUGGGUAACUGAGAUCAUGGAAAUGAUCUACCAGGAUGGUAACCUAGAGAAGUGUCACCGGGCCCCAACUUAUGAACGGGUGCCUGUCCUUGAGUUGAAAUGGCCAGGGCUUUCCACAGGUAUGGACAUUUUGAAAGAUACACCUGCCCCUCGGCUCCUCAAAACACACUUGCAACUGGCCCUGCUUCCCCAAAGUUUUCUGGAUCAGAAGGUGAAGGUGAUCUAUGUUGCCCGCAAUGCAAAGGACGUGGCUGUCUCCUAUUACAACUUCUACAAAAUGGCCAAGGGACACCCUGAACCUGGCACCUGGGACAGCUUCCUGGAGAAGUUCAUGGAUGGACAAGUGUCCUUUGGGUCGUGGUACCAGCACGUGCUAAAGUGGGGGGAGCUGGGCCGCACCCACCCUGUGCUCUACCUCUUCUAUGAAGACCUGAAGGAGAACCCCAAAAGGGAGAUUAAAAAGAUCCUGGAGUUUCUGGGGCGCUCCCUGUCAGAGGAGACCGUGGAUCACAUCGUCCAGCACACAUCCUUCAAGGAGAUGAAGAAGAAUCCCAUGGCUAACUACAGCACCAUACCAACUGAGAUAAUGGACCACAACAUUUCUCCCUUCAUGAGAAAAGGCAUCGUGGGGGACUGGAAAUCCGUCUUCACUGUGGCCCAGAAUGAGCACUUUGACGCCCACUAUGCUGAGAAGAUGGCAGGCUGCAAGCUCAAGUUCCGCUGGCAGCUCUGAGUGGUGUCGUGGGGAGCCACUGCAGGGGGUGCAUGGGCGCAAGCCUGACCUAUGACCUCA